Messenger RNA from Mixia osmundae IAM 14324, 1605 nucleotides. RefSeq lists its product as uncharacterized. Gene Ontology annotation, cellular component: proteasome complex; proteasome regulatory particle, lid subcomplex. Bases 1 to 1605 code for a protein of 534 amino acids. NCBI's taxonomy places the organism in Eukaryota, Fungi, Basidiomycota, Mixiomycetes, Mixiales, Mixiaceae. The record is from RefSeq and is a predicted model, not a curated record. The transcript has 8 exons. Gene Ontology annotation, molecular function: enzyme regulator activity. Gene Ontology annotation, biological process: regulation of protein catabolic process; ubiquitin-dependent protein catabolic process.
AUGGUAGACGCAAAGGAUGUCCAGAUGGACAGCAGCAGCAAGACAGCCGACGCCGCAGUCGCCAAGACUGAGCAGAAGCCAACAGCAGCGCCACGAUCGCUUGCUCAAGAGCUCCACCACCAGCUAGCAUCGUUGACGACGGCCGUAGACUCGCUCGAGCCAAGGUAUACUACCCUCGUCUUGCGUUCACUGCCGACAAUACGCAAGCGCACUCAAACGCCAGAAGGGAGCCAUGCACUCAAGCAAGUCAUCGAGGAAGCUUUCCCGUUAGACUCGCCGCAAAGACAGAACUUGCUCUCUGCCUUUGCCGACCUCAACGCGCUGCCCGAACCUGAAGCACCGGCAAGCAUGGACAUCGAUGGCGAGCCUAUCACAGACUCGGCAGAGCCCAAGGAGGCUACAUCCGUGAAGGAGAAGGAGAAGAAGAAGACAGCCAAGCCGCCGCGCUCUGCUGCUUUGCCUGAAGCGGACAUCUAUCUGACUCUACUCACCAUCGUCUGGUUGCUCGACCACAAGGAGCUGAGCAAGGGCGAGCAGCUGGCAUCGCACACGGUCCAAAGACUGCAGGCGCUCAAUCGUCGCACGCUCGAUCAGUUACAAUCGCGCGUCUACUUCUACUUUGCUCGCUUCCACGAGCUUGCAGACGACGAACACAGUCUCGCGUCAAUCAGACCUAUCUUACUUUCUGCACAGCGAACAUCAGCCCUGCGCCGGGACGACGAUUCACAAGCGACGAUACUCAACCUGUUAUUGCGCAACUACUUCCACUAUAAUCUGUUUGAGCAAGCCGAUAAGCUCAUCGCCAAUUCGACCUUUCCCGAAAGUGCAGGCAACGCGCAGCUUGCUCGUUGGUACUUUUAUCUAGGUCGCAUCCGUGCGAUUCAGCUCAGCUAUACCGAAGCGCAUGGCCACCUCGAGUCCGCGAUCAGAAGGGCGCCUGCGCCCGCCAUCGCCCCUGGAUUCCUACAAACGGCCUACAAAUUCUGCAUCAUCGUUGAGCUUCUUAUGGGCGAUAUUCCUGAGCGCUCUAUCUUUCGCCAGCCGGUUCUGCGCGACGCGCUCGUGCCGUAUCUCCAGAUUGCGCAAGCUGUUCGAACAGGCAACAUCGCUCAGUUUGAGGAGACUCUGGCGAAAUACAAAGGCCGCUUCCGUGCAGAGACAACCUAUACGCUUGUGCUCAGAUUACGUCACAAUGUCAUCAAGACAGCUUUGCGUUCCAUCUCGCUCGCUUACUCGCGCAUCCCACUCUCUAGCGUCUGUACGAAGCUCAAGCUCGAUUCGGAAGAAGAAGCAGAAUACAUCGUUGCCAAGGCCAUCAAGGACGGCGUCAUUGAUGCCCAGCUCGAUCACGAACAAGGCGCAAUGAAAAGCAAGGACGUGCUCGAUAUCUACUCCACGAACGAGCCGCAACGAGCCUUUCAUGAACGCAUACAGUUCCUCAUGCAGAUGCACAAUGACUCUGUCAGGGCAAUGCGAUACCGUCCUGGCGCGCACACGAAAGCGCUCGAGUCCGCUGAAGAAGCCCGCGACAGAGAGCGCGAACUGGCAAAGGAGAUCGCAGACGGCGGUCUAGAUUCAGAUGAUGACAUGCCAGAAGGCUUUUGA